AUGGCUGGCAUCCCUUAUUCUUCUGAAAAAUGUGUGCCAAUGAGCUCUGCAUUGUUCCUCACUCAAAAAGAAGAGCCUUUCUCUCUGGCCUCCUCCAAUGGGAAAAGAGGGCAGCAUGGGUUUUCCAAACAGGAUAGGGUCACAAAUCCUCCCGGGGGUACAAGGAUAGCAGUUGAGGUCCAGGCCCAGGGAUCCCUCCAUCUUGAAGAAAAGGACAGGAGUAAAUGUGACCUGAAGACUCCAGACCCCAAUCCCCUCCCGGGCACCCCUACCCUCAGCCUGAACCGGCCGUGGCCACGCUUUGAACUUCACCCCGCGCCCCUCGACGCCCCCUCCCCCACCCACGCAACGACCCCCCCUACACACCUUCCCCUCGCUCCGCCCCAGCCCCCCCAACCCCCACUUCCUCCGUCAGGCAGCGCCGCCGCCCCCGGCCCCCAUCAGAUCCCCUCAGCCCCGCGCCCCAUCGGUGCCGCCGCCUCUUUCCUCCCCCAGUCCCGGCUCCACACAAAGCUCCGGACUCACCGCGCGGCCGGUCCCGGGAGCCGCCACCUCCGCCCGCCCGGGGCCCCGGGCCGUAGAGCCGCUGCUGCUACGGGGCCCAGGCCGCCAUCCGUUCCCGCGGCCCCUCCCCCCCACCCCACCCCGGCUCCGGCUCCGGCUCCGGCUCUCUGCCCCCUCCCCGCGCCGCUCCGCCCCGCCCGGCCGGUGCCGCUGUGUCCGGGGCCGCGGGUCCCUCAGCCGCCGCCACCGCCGCCGCCGCGAUCCGGGACAACCAGAGUCACCCGGAAGACGCGGACACUGGACUACCAGGCCCUCGGAUCCGGAUUCCGCGCUUGUGUGGAGUCUGGAGCGGGCCAGGUGCAGUGGCUCAUGCCUGUAAUCUCAGCACUUUGGGAGGCUGAGGCAGGCGGAUCACGUGAGGUCGGGAAUUCGAGACCAGGCUGACCAACAUGGAGAAACCCCAUAAAAAUACAAAAGUAGCUGGGCGUGGUGGCGCAUGCCUGUAAUCCCAGCUACUCGGGAGGCUGAGGCAGGAGAAU
Molecule: messenger RNA, 1043 nt
Organism: Symphalangus syndactylus (siamang)
Lineage: Eukaryota; Metazoa; Chordata; Mammalia; Primates; Hylobatidae
Source: RefSeq, a predicted model, not a curated record